GAUAUUGAUAUAUCUGAUAUUCAUAAUAUCUUAAAAUUAGGUGUUUUGUGGGUAAAUGUUGAUUCAUCAUGACCAUGCUUCAGGCUGGCUGAAUGUUUUGUCUGAGCUUGACUUGAAUGCAGUCUUGUGUUAUACCUCAUAGCAAUGCUGUGAAAUUCUCAGACCCAAUUGUCAAGAAUCAUUGUGAAAAGCAACAUUGUUGUGAGCAUAGGACAUGCUUUAGCCACAGCAGUUUGAAGAGCGCAUGAAUGAGGCAUUCGGCUGCUGGACUCCGUGAGACAGUGACCGUGAGAGAUGUUCAUGAUGGGACUACCCUGGCUGCUAGUUUUGGAGCUUGUCCUUUACGCUGGUUGUUUCAUCUGUGGGGUGAUAGCUGCCGCCUGGAUGACACUCACUCAGAGCCACUUUGAUGGGCGGUGCAUCCUCUAUGGAAGUGUUCAUUAUAACACAUCUGGCCAGGCUCUGACCGUGGAAGGCACCAGUUCUCCUUCUCUCUGCUAUUUUGUGUCAGCCAUCGCCGUGUGCAUGGCUAUUUACUGCUUUUCCCUUAUUCUUUACUGGAUCUAUGUCAGCUGUGUGGAUGAGGAUGUGAGAAGGGGGACUGUUUCUCUCAACACGUCUCUGGGAGUCUGUGGCCUACUUCUGUUUUUUCUCUUGGUGUCAGGAUGUAUUCUCAAGAUCGGUCGGGACAGCCUGUGUUUCUCUGUCCUUCACAAUGUUCCUUCCAUUACCAGUUGUGAAGAUGCAGAGAAUAAGACAUGGGCUCAUCCAUACACUGGAAAUCAGUUCUACGCAGGACUGUACAGUACUGAGAGGUCUAUGUGGGUAAGCUUCUUCUUCUGGGUGUUGAUAACGGCCGUGGUGGUCAUACAGAGACGCCAGAGCUCAAGGUUGAAGGUUUGGGGUAAUGAUGAGUGGAGCCGUGCUGAGACGGAGCCCUUCCUCCAUCGCCCAUCCCAACCAAGAUAAAUCACCAGAGACCAUCAUCACAUGAGCUAAUCAUGAAGUAUCAUGCAGAGUUUGGUACAUUCAGUUAUGUGGGAACACAAGCAGUAACAAAAUACUUCAUGUUUUUGUGGCAACACUUGAAUUUUUAUUUAAUUAUCCACAUAAAUAGUACAUUGAUGUGGUAGCUACAAUAAAAUACACUAAAUUUAAAGAUAUGUCCAGAGAGCCAAUAGAUAUAAGAACAUG
Messenger RNA from Rhinichthys klamathensis goyatoka, 1194 nucleotides. RefSeq names its product transmembrane protein 179Bb (gene tmem179bb). The transcript has 5 exons. Lineage: Eukaryota; Metazoa; Chordata; Actinopteri; Cypriniformes; Leuciscidae. The record is from RefSeq and is a predicted model, not a curated record. The coding region runs from base 295 to 969 and encodes 224 amino acids.